Lampris incognitus (smalleye Pacific opah) is the source of this 512-nucleotide messenger RNA. Its product is annotated as SLC35A4 upstream open reading frame protein. NCBI's taxonomy places the organism in Eukaryota, Metazoa, Chordata, Actinopteri, Lampriformes, Lampridae. The record is from RefSeq and is a predicted model, not a curated record. The transcript is spliced from 4 exons. Bases 195 to 506 code for a protein of 103 amino acids.
GCCAAGUCAAGCCCGUACUUUGCAUACACGUACACUGAACACAUUUUAUUCUGUUUUCAUUAUUUGAAAAACUAAUGAGUCGUCAGUAACUUCAACUAUGUCUACUGACAAGACUAACAGGCCAGAGAAAUCGCACUGGAUCGACCAACUCAACCCCAGGGGUAACAAGUUGAACGCAGAUUCCACUAAGCAAAAUGGCGGGUGACAAGGACCCUCUGAAACAGUUGAAAGAUCUGACUCAGCUGAAGAACCAACUAGAGGAGAUCCAAAGGAGAGUGGAAAACGAAGUUGCUGUUGGAAUUCCUCAGGGAGGGUCUGUGUUGGGAUCUCCCUUUCUGAAGGGGUUUCUGGCUGGCUACGUGGUGGCCAGGCUGCGGUCCUCUGCCAUUCUAGGAGUACUGCUGGGAACAAUAACUGGCAUGUAUGCUGCACAGAACUAUCAAGUGCCCAAUAUUGAAAGGACAGUGAAAGAAUACUUAAACAACUUGAAAAAAGGACCAAAGUAAUUUGGA